UUUUUUUUCUUUUGUGUCGUAUUUCUUCUUCAUUAAAGUCUUGAUAUGUAUAACUACACUUGUAUCUAUUGAUUGUUGAUGCAAAAUAUCUUCAUAUAUCUUCAACUAUUCUUCACUUUAGAAGUUCUUGGUAAUCAAUUAGAUUGUAUUAUUCCCGGUGAAUUAUCAGUUCUUUCCUUUUCAACCUUUUAACAAUUUGAAUUUCAAACAUUAUAAUGUUGAGGCUUUAAUCAUCUUAAAUUCUCUUGCAGUCUUCAAGAUGCAAAGUCCUUUUUUGUGUCUUGUGAUUAGUUGAUACUCAUAUGACAAUAUUUAGAAUAAUCAAUUCGAGAGGAAUUUAAAAUACUUCCUUAUUUGGAUAAUUUGAUAUACGAUCAACAUGGUGGAUAUCCUUCAAAUAUAACUUUACUAAUAUUUUUAAUCUUUGUUUCCACAUUCAUGUCUUCAAUCAAAAUAUCUUCGUAUUACAUUAAGCCUUAUUGCACAACCUUGCUCGUGUGAUAUCUUCCUGAUUGACUGAUCAUCUUGACCAUCAAUAUCAACAUUUAGGUUUGUUUGAUAAAUUUGCAAUUAAUCAUGACCACCUUGUGAUUGUAUAUUUUUUUCGCACCUUUCUAAUCUUUAUGUGUUUGAAUAAUUUGAUACUUGUUAAGUGUCUUGACCUUUGACUCGUCUAAUCAUUCUUCCUAAUUAGGUUGUCUGAUGAAAGUACUCGUAUAAUAGGUGUUUCAGUGUUAUGCUUCAUGAAUUGACUUUGACUCGUAUGAUAAAUACUUGUCUAGUGUCCUUUGUGUAUUUUGCACUGACUCGUCUAAUAUUUAUGUUGACUAGUUAUAGUGCUUCUGACUCAUCUAAUGCUUCUUUUUUGUUCUUGUAUGCUUCCUUGCUUUGACUUAUCUAUCCCUUUGUAGAAAUCCAAUGCUUUACUACUUUAGGAAGUUGACCCAUCUAGUUAACGCAAUCAUCUGACACUGUAUUUUGCUCUUACACUCUUUGAGUCGUUUAAUCCUUAUAUUUUAACUUGUUGUCUUGUGUCAUCUAACACGUUCAACUUAAUCCAAGUCAUUUGGCGUUUGUGUAGAACUUAAGUCGUCGAUGGUUUGGUCAUCUAAUCUAGCCUUCCAUUUGUCUACCCAGUACCUUUGAAUAGAGUUCGCCUAAGUCUUACUUUUUCAUAUGUUUAUUUCUUUUUUUAAAGCAUUAACUUAUUAUUUGUUGCAUUGUAUUGGUUUAAACUCAUUGAACACACGUUUAAACUCAUUAAGCACACACAUAUUUUUGUUUGUUUCCUUAUAAGUUUUGUUCUAUCAAAAUCUAUUCAAUCUAAGCUUGUUUGGAACAGUGUAGUUUUUUGCUAUUAAAAUUAUGUUGACAUUAUUUUUAAAGAAUGACAACAGUAUAAGUGACUAUGUAACACCAAAGUAGUUGAUAUUAUCCAAGAUAACACAUUUUAUUUAUACUAUAGCAUAUUUGUAUUGCCACAUUGUCACAUUCUAAAUAAUUCUAAAUAAUGCUAAUUUAACAUAUACGAAAUCAUAUUAAUUCUUUUUAAUAAAGAUGAAGACUAUAGAGAAAAAAAUUUAACAAAAAAUUUAAACCUAAAAUUAAUUAGUUUUCUUAAUAAAUGUGAAUUUGUUGAAAAAGUCAGACUAAAGAGUUCAAUAGUACGGUCGAACCUAAAGGAUUCACGCUCAGAAGUGAAUUUCUAUAGUAGUUCUAUUUCGCCAUUAUUUUAGUUAGAUAGAACUUAACGUGGUACUAUUUUAAUAGUUCAAAGCACGAAUUAUUAAAAAGACAACUUUAAAAAAAUGAGCAUAAAGUUGAAGUGAUGGAAGGAAGAAAACAACAAGAAGAACACAGGAGGAGGCAAAAAUGAGCUUGGUUAGAAUUAAAUAUUGAAAUUCCCAAGAUAGCAGAGGAUCAUAGAAUUACAAGUUGCUGCGAAAAGAGAGUUUUUUCACAACCUAAUCAUAUGCUGCCAAUCGUAAGAUCCAACAUGUCUCAAACACUAAGUUGCAUAAUACAACACCCAAUGGACUCAACUUUGAUGAAGUCACUGUCCCACAACCCAAAGAACUCCAAUUCCUCCACACUCAUCAAGUGCUUUGCCAAACAUUCUGGUCCUUCUGCCAAGAUCAUGGCUUCUGCUACACCUACAGCAGCCCCCAUCACCUUUGGAUUCAGAAAUUUGUUGGAAACAUUCACUGUUGAUGUGCAUAGAGCAGAGAAUAGGCAACUGAAUGUGCCCUUAAUUGCUCCUUUUACCAUUGCUACCUCUAGACUGGACAAGGUGGAGAACGUGGCCAUAAGAGUUGAGUUGAGCAAUGGUGCUGUGGGGUGGGGCGAGGCACCGAUUUUGCCUUUUGUUACUGCAGAGGACCAAACCAUCGCCAUGGCCAAGGCUUCUGAGGCAUGUGCCUUCUUGAGGAGAUGCCCUGCACUAACUUUGGGUUCCAUGCUGGGAGAGAUUGCUGGUAUUCUUCCUGGGCAUCAAUUUGCUUCAGUUAGGGCUGGGGUGGAGAUGGCAAUAAUUGAUGCUGCUGCAAAUAGUAUUCGUGUGCCAUUGUGGAGGCUUUUUGGUGGGGCUUCUAAUACCAUAACCACCGACAUAACAAUCCCAAUUGUUUCUCCAGCUGAAGCAGCUGAAUUGGCUUCUAAGUACUAUAAAGAAGGGUUUAAGACUUUAAAGCUGAAGGUGGGAAAGAAUCUCAAUGCAGAUAUAGAAGUGCUGCAAGCUAUACGUGUUGCCCACCCCGAGUGUCAGUUUAUUCUUGAUGCUAAUGAAGGGUAUAAUUCUGAGGAAGCAGUGGAAGUUCUUGAGAAAUUACACGAUAUGGGGUUGACUCCUAUUCUAUUUGAGCAACCAGUUCACAGAGAUGAUUGGGAUGGUCUUCGGUAUGUGAGUAGUAUAGCAAGAGAGAGAUAUGGUGUAUCUGUUGCAGCUGAUGAGAGUUGCAGAAGUAUAGUUGAUAUUUACAAAAUUGUGGAAGGGAAUGUUUUAGAUGUGAUUAACAUUAAGCUUGCCAAAGUUGGGGUUAUGGGUGCCCUUGAAAUUAUUGAAAAGGCAAAAGCAGCAGGAUUAGAUUUGAUGAUUGGUGGUAUGGUUGAGACUAGACUUGCUAUGGGUUUUGCUGGCCAACUUGCUGCUGGCCUUGGAUGCUUUAAGUUCAUUGACUUAGAUACACCACUUCUGCUAUCAGAUGAUCCAGUUCUUGAAGGUUAUGAAGUUUCAGGUGCCACUUACAAGUUCUCAAACGCUAGGGGACAUGGUGGAUUCCUUCACUGGGACAACAUUGCAUAACGAUAGAGAUGCUUAUGCCAACACAAGAAUCUGGAAAAGCAUAAAUGGACAAGUUGGUUAGAAGGUUAUAAAAUUGAGUAAGAAAUGAAGAAUGACCACUGAUGGGCUUGUGCAUGAAAAAUAAGAUGUGCAACUGUUACAACUUAGCGUUAAAUAUUACAAUAACAACUAUUCAUGAAGAUUUCUUGUGCGGAAUGAGUAGCUAGUACCUAUCCACGACAACUAUGUAAUCGAUUCCUCACCUUAUUCUCGAAAGGUCUUGCACCAGAUAAGAGCUAGGAAUCGCACAUUAUGAUAAUAUGAUAUGGGCAUGGAAAUACAGCAAAUUUUAGAAAUUAGACUUAAA
Molecule: messenger RNA, 3647 nt
Organism: Vigna angularis (adzuki bean)
Lineage: Eukaryota; Viridiplantae; Streptophyta; Magnoliopsida; Fabales; Fabaceae
Product: L-Ala-D/L-amino acid epimerase
Exons: 7
Coding region: 1973-3301 (442 amino acids)
Molecular function (GO): racemase and epimerase activity, acting on amino acids and derivatives
Source: RefSeq, a predicted model, not a curated record